GCCCUACCUUAACCCUGGGAUUUGAGGCGCCAAUUGGUUUUGUACCAUUGAAACGUCGCACGUUCCUUCCAUGUUUCCCCAGCUGAGCCCCCGACAGCGACAGAGCGAGAGAGUAAGGAGCGCGCCGAAUACCACGACAUAGCCAGCGCAACGCAAAGACUCGCCUUUUCCUUCCGCCCGCAGCCGGCCCAUCUUCGCAUGCGCACGUGCAGCUCCCGUCACGCUCUCGCGCGGCUCUCGAUGGCACAGGCUGUCGGGAGAGCUGCCCGAGUGUGGACGCGUUGCCUGAAUCCGCAUGGCAUCCGCGACCAUCCCUAAGCCACUGCCGACCUCUCCUCGCCCAUCGAUCCACACGAACGGAUCCGACCAUGGCCCGGUCGCAUGCAUGACCCCAACCCGCCCCGUUCCCAGACCGACCUCUCCGCCCCUUACCAUCCGGCUGUGCCUGGACCGGCCCGACAUUACCACUCGUGAUGUUGGGCAGACCGCCGCGCCAACAGCGUGGCACCACGACCCCUUCCGCGAAGCGGGCGAGUUUCGCACCACGCCGGGACGCCUUUAUAAUCGCAAGGACACCCUCGAUUCCACCGUCCCAUCCAAAGAUCACUCAGACACUUGGUCGACGGAUGAUUCUGACGCAACUUCCGACAACUCCCAUUCACCUCCCGCGCCCCUGAGACGCUUCGUUUCCGUCCCGCCACCACAGCCACUCCCUCCACGCGGCAACCCUCGCUUUCUACCGCCUCCGCCGUGGCACCCGCCUGUUGGGCCAGGGGGUGUGCGACCGAGACCCUUGCGGCCUCCCGCCCGCAAUGCUCGUGAAGCCGACUCGGCAUAUUCCGAGUUCGAGUACGAGGGCUCAGAUGAUGGAGCAACCAAGAGCAUGCCCGGCCGAAGCACCCGGCGCUAUGAGCUCCAGCAAGAGUUCCAGGACAAGCAGCGGAGCAUCUGGCAGUUGAGGCACGAGAUGUCCCGGAAACGGAAGGAGCUGCGGGACCUCAGGCGCCGAAAAGACGACUUGGACAAUGGCGUUAUGCAAAUCUUCAGGGCCCACCUGACGUCCAAGAGCCGGGUCGCCGUCAUCGCCAUGGACGUGCUUGAAGAAAAGCUUCGGGACAUGCAGGCUGUCCGAGAUGAAUACUACACGGCCGAAUCCCUUUACGAGACCAUGGAGGCGAAGAUGGAUACCGAGGAAUCGGAACUCGAGCUGCUAGAGCUCGAGCUGUCCGGCUUGCCGCCCAGCCGGGUGAUCCCUGGUCCUGUGGUUCAGUUGCCGCCACCACCACCCACGAUGAAAGCACCUGGGAUCGUGGAAGUGAAGAAGCAAGGAGAGAAUUUGAAUAAUGACAUCGAGCCAGCACCACCGUCUCCAGUCACCCUUCUGGGCAUAUCUGGCGAUCUCCCUGAGGAUAUCCACCCCUUCUACGAGGAGCUGCUGGAAGCCGCCGGUGACCACCAGCUCGCUAAGGAAUACGUCGAGGACAUUGAGAUGCACCGGGAAAGGAUUCUCUACGAUCUGGAGAUUGAGCUGCAUCGCAAGCGUGUACGGGAGAACCAAGGCAACCAGAUCAGUGAGGCGGACCUCCACUCCCUUCGAUCCUCCCUAGAGAAAGUUCCCACCGACGCGGCGGAAUUUGAGGCCCGCUUCGGCAUCACCAUCACCGAAGACGAUCUCGACUUCCUCCGCGACUACGAGCUCAGGUCGAAACGCGCCCGCAAAGAACUCGACUUCGCCACCGAAAACCUGUCGCACCUCCGCGCCCUGUGUCUCAAAAAAGGGGUAAUGCGCAAGCACGCAUCAUAUCACGAAGAAUUAGCCAUCUUUUCUGAUUCCCCGGACUGGUCCCCCCUGCCACAAGACGGUAACAUGGCCAUCGAACCACCCCCGCGGACCCCACCAGCUGCGAACAACACCACCCCAUCGCUCGCCCAUCCCCGCUUCCCCAUCCUCCUCUCCAACCCAUCCCACGUGCUCUCCCUGCAAACCCCUUUGCAGGCACUGGAGCAGGCGCUGAAAUUACCCAAGGACGACCCGGCCAGCGCGCUGCGGCGCGCUGAGUGCAUGAAGGAGCUGGGUAUAAGCACGCUCAUGACAAAGGCCGACAAUACGCCCGACUACAUCAACCAGUGGCUAAUCCACCGGCUGCGGACCACCCCGCUCGAGGCCGAGCUCCUGCUGGCCGUGUGCGAGGCCGAGUUCAGGGUGGUCAACCUGCGCCGGUGGCAGGAGGAUGUGUUGUUUUAUUGGCGUCUAGACGAAGCGGCGAACGUCGAGGUGGGGGUUUUUGACGGCGCCGUCUCGCCGAGGUAUCCGUAUCCCGACGGCGGGGUGGAGUUGGGGCGGUGGAUGGGUGAUGGUGGUGGGGGGAGUUUUGGGGGAAAGGUGAAUUCUGUGAUCGAGGAUGAAGGGCGGGUCAGGAGUGAUGAUGGGGAGGCGGUGAGUCCGGGGGUUGUCAAGGGGAAAGCGAGGUCGGUGAGGAGCUUGGGGUGAUUUUUCACUGUGACCUUUCUCCUGGCCGCCGAGUCGUUCCUGACCGAGUUCCGCGGCACAUGCUACGGCAUCGCCUCUGCGGCCGGUAAGCUGGGAGCCAUCAUUGUCCACCCAUCACCGAGAGGGUCGGCAAGGGCCGUCGUGCAGCUCUGGGAACUCACGUUGCGAUACGCAUACUCUUUCUUCUUGGCUCAACUUUGGUUUCUUUUGUUAUUCCUUCCUUCUUCUCUUCAAGUUUUGCUUAUCUCUUCUUGGUUGGAGUCUUUGCUUGAAGCUAGCGACGCUGCUGGAGAAUGCAUUAGCGGGUUUGAAUU
Messenger RNA from Parathielavia appendiculata, 2805 nucleotides. RefSeq lists its product as uncharacterized. The transcript has a single exon. Bases 296 to 2491 code for a protein of 731 amino acids. Lineage: Eukaryota; Fungi; Ascomycota; Sordariomycetes; Sordariales; Chaetomiaceae. The record is from RefSeq and is a predicted model, not a curated record.